Messenger RNA from Stylonychia lemnae, 2682 nucleotides. The record is from the annotation of a GenBank genome assembly. Lineage: Eukaryota; Ciliophora; Spirotrichea; Sporadotrichida; Oxytrichidae.
AUGUAGAGCUAAAUGAAGCAAGCAGGUUAAUAUCCUAUUUCACUGAAUUCUGGCUUCAAUCCCAUAUCUUAGUAAGAGUCAUCUUCUUUCCCAAAUUAAAGUGCUAUUUAAAAUAGACCUUAUCAAUAGUAGCAAUAUCAAAGUUAUUGUUUGUACAACUCAGCAAUAUAGAAUGGUGCUUACUAUGCCUAACCAAAUUUAAAUACUUAUCAACAAAACUAGCCAUUUGAUUAGCAAAGCAUGAAAAGAUCACUGUCUAAUUAUGAAAAGUUCCAACCUGAUUAAUAUCAGAAAAUUAAAGCUCAAAGUAGAGUUAAAAAAGGAACAAAUUUUAAUCUCAAAUUUUAGAAUUCUGCAAAUACAAACAAAAAUCCUGAAUUAACUGAGAGCUAAGUCGAUGAUUAAAAUUAAGAAGAUAGGAAAAAGCGGAAAUGCAAUAGAAAUUUAGAGCUUAUGCCUGCAGAUGUUGAUGAGCUUGUUAGUGAGUUAGUUUAAAAUCAAGAUAUAAAAAAGAAACUUAAAAAGAAAAAGUAAAAAGCAGUAUCUCAGCUAAAUACUAUAUCAAAUGUUGCAAGCAUCAACAAUUUAAGUAAUUUAAAUCCAAAUUAAAUUAAUGAAAAUUCAAACAAUGAGCAACUUGAAGAUAUUCAAAUUUUGGAAUAAAAUUAAAAAGCCUAACAUAAUGAUUAAACAAACACCAAAUCUAUUGAUCAGCUUGUUGAUAAUAUAGCCCAGAAAAGAGGUUAAAAUUUUGACAAAGAAAAAGGUCAAUUUACGUACAGUGAGUGGGAUUUUCCAUUACAGCUAGAUUUUAAUAAUAAUGAUCCCUCUAAAAAUAAGGAUCAGAAGCAAACACAAAGCAGAUAAAAAAUGCCUUAAAAUUAAAAAAGGGAUAAUCAAAAUAAUGGUUAACCAAAAGAGUGUAUGACAAAGGCUAAUAAAGAAUAGAAAAUCUAUGAAUAAAAGUCUAAAUAAGAAAAAAUAGCAUCUAUUUCCUAAUUGGAUAAAUUAGACCAGAAGAUUGAUUAAAAAUAGAAGAUUUUCAAAGAAGAUUUAGACCAAAAGCCUGAUUAAGAAAAAUAUAAUGAUAAUAACAUAUAAUCUGAAAACCAGGAUGAAAGUGACUAUAUGAAAAUGUGGAGGAGUUUACCGAAAUCUUAAAAGGAGAGGCUUACUAAAAAGUAAAUCAAAAGAAUUGACAAACCUGAUAUAUUGUCUGAGGCAAUUGGAGUCACCGUUCUGGAAGAAAAACCUAAAGAAAAGAAGAUAGUCAUCCAAAAUGUUGAUUCUCUAUAAAAAGAUAACCUCAAAAUUGAAGAUAAAGGCUUACACUAGAUAAAGCUAAAGAAAAAGUAACAAUAAAGUUCAAGCUAGUAAUUAAGUUUUGGUAAUUACAUGAAUAAUCAAGACUCUGUAAACUAGUCCUUCUCUCAACUUUCAUAACAGCUACAUGAUAAUUAAAGCAUAACUAGAACAUAUAUUCAAAGUGCAGGACACAAGUAAAAUUCUAAUGUAAGAGACUACAAGUUAAGAGCAAGCAACUUUGGACCUAAUCUUGGUAGGAAUAAUUAUAUUAGUAAUAAUAUGAUGCCUUAAAACAAUAAGUAAAAAUAAAAACCAAAGAAAAUAGUAGUUGAGGAAAGAAAUGAAAAUAAUGAGAUUGUUAGAUAAAUUAUUGAAAAAGCUAAACACAGGAAAAUUACAGCUUUAAAGAAAGCAAUUAUGAGAAUGAGAGAAUCAAAGGCUAAAAAGGAGAAGAUUAACAAACAAAUUUUAAAAACCAAAGAAGAUAGCAAAAAGAAAAUGAAUGAAAAUUGUAAUAAUGACGAAGAAUUUUCUAGUGGGUAUGUAACUAUUGAUGAAGCUCUGCUACCAGAUGAUGUCUAAGAUUUAAAGAGAGAGAAAUCUGAUCUCCCAAAUUAGACUAGGAAAUUCCCCUAUAAACCUAUAUUUGGUCACCUUGAAUAGAUCUGUCAAGAGGUUCUAUUUGAUUUGACAAAGAAAGAUUUAGAAAGCAUACCUGAUCCUGAAUCGAAGAAAAUCAAAUUAGUCGUUAAUAUUGACGAUGAAACUCAAGAAAAAUCUUAUCAAUUGCAUCCUAAGAAGAGUGUCAGAGAAUACGUUGAUAUGAUUCAGAACGAAAGUUUAGAAAUUCAAGUUUAGAAUCUGAUUUAAAAGCUUAAAAAGCUUUACUUCAAUAGAAAAGUAAAUCCAAACAAGAAGGGAAAGCUUACAAGAAGUGUAAAAAAGAGGUAUAUUGUUGGUAUCAAAGAAGUCGCCAAGCAUCUUGAUGCAGAAAAUCUUAAAAUGGUGAUUCUUGCUAUAAAUAUUGAGAAAGUAGAAGGUGAUAAUGGGCUUGAUGACUAUAUCAGCCAUGUUGUAUCUUAAUGUAGAGACUUUAAAAUUCCAUUGGUAUAUUGCUUUACAAGAUAUAAACUAGGAUUAAUAACAAAAUUUUAAGGAUAAAUGGCUUCUGCUGUAGGAGUUUUUAAUUUCUAAGGAGCAAAUGAUGAGUUCAAUACUCUUGUGGCAAAAUCGAAGGAUUAAAGGAGAGAAUUUUAUAAGUAGAUUGCUAAAAAUGUUUCUGAAUAUGAUGUGCUUUUGCUUAGAAAAGAGAAUAGAUUCCUAGAUUGGUAAUUAUUUGAUUAGGUCAAAGCUGAUCCUUCAACAUUUUACCUCUGA